ACACGCAUUUAUAUUUUUGAUAAAUCAUCAGAUAGACCGUGUGCAGCGAGCUUGUCUAAUCAUAUUUAUAAUACUACCUGCUUUUUGGUCUUCUUCCUCACAAUUCUACAUUGGUAAAUUGAUAAUCAGCUUCUCAAAUUCUAUUUUACUGUUUAAGUUCAUUGCUGUUGGAUAUGGCAUCAGAAGAUAACCCAGAGUUAGUUGAAAGGGUUUAUAAAGCGAAAGAUUCUGAGAAAGAAGAAGAGGAAGAGAAAGGUGGAUUCAUAGAGAAAGUGAAAGAUUUCAUUCAUGAUGUUGGUGAGAAGAUAGAGGGUGUAAUUGGAUUUGGCAAGCCUACUGCUGAUGUUAGCGGAAUUCAUAUUCCUCACAUUAACCUUCAUAAGGCAGAGAUUGUUGUCGAUGUUCUUGUCAAAAAUCCCAAUCCCGUUCCAAUUCCUCUUAUCGACAUAAAUUACUGUAUUGACAGUGAUGGACGGAAGUUGGUAUCUGGACUGAUUCCUGAUGCUGGAACUAUUCAUGCUCAUGGCUCGGAGACUGUCAAGAUACCAGUCAAUCUGGUGUAUGAUGACAUCAAAGAGACUUACCAUGACAUUAAGCCUGGAAGCAUUAUCCCCUACAGGGUUAAGGUUGAUCUUAUCAUAGACGUUCCUGUUUUUGGUAGGAUCACUAUCCCCCUAGAGAAAACCGGAGAGAUCCCUAUACCCUACAAGCCCGACAUUGAUGUGGAGAAAAUUAAGUUUGAGAGGUUCUCUUUUGAAGAAACUGUUGCUACACUUCAUCUCAAAAUAGAGAAUAAGAAUGACUUUGACUUGGGUCUUAAGGAUUUGGACUAUGAGGUUUGGCUAGGUGAUGUGAGCAUCGGAGGUGCUGAUCUCGAAAAAUCUGGAACUUUGGCUAAAAAUGGUAUCAGCUAUUUAGAUCUUCCGAUCACAUUCAGGCCAAAGGACUUUGGAUCUGCACUCUGGGAUAUGAUCAGAGGAAGAGGGACUGGUUACAGUAUGAAAGGAAAUAUUGAUGUUGACACACCGUUUGGUGCCAUGAAACUUCCUAUCAGCAAGGAAGGAGGUACUACCCGCCUUAAGAAGAACAAAGAAGAUGGAGGCAGUGAUGACGAUGAGGAGUAAACCAGAGGUAUCCAGUAUCCUCAAAACGUAUGAAGACAUGAUUAACGACAAUAAAUACGAAACUGCGAGUUCGAGGAAGAUCUUGUGCGGUAAUCAUCUAUUUGUGUUGUUACUUAUGAUCGUUUUACCGGUGAGAUGUGUGUUGUUAUUGUACUUUUAUGGAGUUUAAACUAUUUAUAUUAUGGGAAUAAAUUGUUUUACAUCUAAAUUCCCUACCUUUUCCUUGUUUCCAUUGGGCAUCUAGCAAAUGUAGUUGAAUCUCUAGCAAACUCAAACAUAACUAUCAAUUUUCAUGCCUCAAACAACUCGAAAAUAAGCUCGGUCGAUUCUUGUUUAGAAAAUAUUGUCGAGCAUACUCGAGGCGUGUAUGUUGUUCUUUUGCAUUGAUGCAUUCAACAUGGAGAUAUCUCUGUUCUAUGUAAUCAACUGUCUAGUCUAAUUUCUCCAAGCUUCAAUGAGUUUAUAUUUUGCAUUUGAU
Molecule: messenger RNA, 1602 nt
Organism: Amaranthus tricolor (Joseph's coat)
Lineage: Eukaryota; Viridiplantae; Streptophyta; Magnoliopsida; Caryophyllales; Amaranthaceae
Exons: 3
Coding region: 174-1124 (316 amino acids)
Biological process (GO): response to desiccation
Cellular component (GO): cytosol
Source: RefSeq, a predicted model, not a curated record